Messenger RNA from Suillus plorans, 4281 nucleotides. RefSeq lists its product as uncharacterized. The coding region runs from base 1 to 4281 and encodes 1426 amino acids. The record is from RefSeq and is a predicted model, not a curated record. Gene Ontology annotation, molecular function: ATP binding; DNA clamp loader activity; DNA binding. Gene Ontology annotation, cellular component: nucleus; DNA replication factor C complex. The transcript is spliced from 22 exons. NCBI's taxonomy places the organism in Eukaryota, Fungi, Basidiomycota, Agaricomycetes, Boletales, Suillaceae. Gene Ontology annotation, biological process: DNA replication.
AUGCACAAAUCCGCUCCGCUUGCAGUUGGUUCUGGCGCCAUCAGCAAAUAUAUCAGUACUAUAGGCCUAAAGGUCAAUGACAUUCAUCCUUGGAUCAGGAGUGAAGUUGAGAAUUGCGUGGAAUGCCCUGUCGACGAAAUGCUACAGGAACUACUUUACCGCUGCGUAGAUCGCUCAAAUCCGCUUCCUGAUAAGCCGACGCUACUCAUCGAUUGCCUCAAGGCCGUCCUGCCGAUCUGCAACAGUGGCAAAGAAGCUCGGGCCAUCAAGAAGAAUCUGGGUGCUGUUUCAAAGAAGAGAGUGGAAGAGAAAAUGUACAAGCCUUUCAUCCAGGCUUCAAAUGUUGCGCUCAACCGAUUGAGCAAACUGCAUGUACCUGGAUUGGUUUGUUCGAAGGCGCAUGAUGAUGAAAAGAUUCAGUUUCAUAGAAACAACCCAAAGCACCAAGGCGAAACAUCUACAUGCAAGCCUGACAUCGUCAUUGUCUCUCAUGCAAGCGCCAAGAAGGUGCGGAAGCGGUUGGGUCAGGCCUACGAGGAUGAGGUGUUGGAGAAGCCCACCAACCAAUUACGAUGGACAGACGUUCGAUCGACGGUGGAGUUCAUAUGCAAGGGGCCUCGGACUGGUAUUUCGAAACCGCCUGCGACCUACGCAGUGAAGGCUUAUGAUGUCCCUGAAGCGAAGAGGUACAUGAAGUAUCCGAGGCAAACGAAGGUUACUGCAGAGCAAACAGGUUCGAUCCCUAGCAGUGGCGCUGCUAUGUGCUCGGGCCAGACAUUAUAUGCGCGAGGACACUCGAAACAGUCUGAGCCACUGAAUAACAAGAAGCGGGGCUCUAGUCAGUCACUUGAUGGCCACAGGAGCAAGAGAUUCAAAGUUGAUGAACAGGAGCUGCCUGAGCUCACCCUCCAGAAUGGUUUGUACACUGCGGAGUUGUUUGCAGCCCAUAUCGCACGGCAGAGCGUCAUUACUUAUGUGGUGAAGAAUGACAUGAUUUACCUGUGGUAUUUUGAUCGGCAGGGCGCAAUUCAAUGCUCUGGUAUUAACUUCGUGCAAGACCUUCCCCGGUUCAUGGUUCUCUUACUUUCCAUCCAGCGCAUGCCAUUCGUGGAAUGGGGCUACAACCAGGUCUUCGAGCCUGAGCAUGAACCUUUGGGUGAGAUUCUGGUCCCAGAUAAAGAUAUUGGAGAGGUUGACCUCGCAUUCAAUCUGAAAUCUGAUGACUGCACCACUCACUUCGGUGUGCGCGGACGUGCAACCACCAUCUUUCCAGUGAGGAGUGAGAAACUUUCGGCUCUUGUACCGAAACUUGCCCAUCACAACCCUUACAAUCCUACCAAUGAGCUGGUUGUCAAGCUGUAUUGGCCAGAAGAGGAGCGCGAGAGCGAGGGUGAGAUUCUCCAGAAGGUGUAUGAGGUUGCAAAGGAGGAUAAGGAGGGCAAGGUGAAGUACCAUGUCCCAGAGAUGGUCUGGUCACACAAGUUCGAAGAUACAUCCACUGCAAACAUUCGGAGGGCCCUGGGACUCAAGGAUGCUGAACGAGGCAGGCGCAUCCUAUAUAUAAUUGUAUUCAGGAAGCUUGAACCCAUCACAAACCUGAGCGGCAAGCAGUUCCUAACGGCAUGGUGGCAUACUGUCGUCUGUCAUUAUGCCCUCUGGGGAAACAAGGUCUAUCAUCGCGACAUCAGUCCCAGCAAUCUCAUGGUCUACAAAACCUCAGAUGAUCAAUAUAUUGGGGUCCUCAACGACUUUGAUUUAUCAUUGACUCAAGAUAGUCCCUUGGGCCAAGAGCUUAUGGGGACAGCGCCUUUCAUGGCCAAUGAACUUCUCACAGAGAAGGCCAUGGAAGGUCAAGUCGAACACCUGUACCAGCACGAUGCAGAGUCAUUCAUAUGGGUGCUCACCUGGGUCUGUCUUCGUUAUCACGAGGGCCACCUGCUGCACAAGGGUAGGCCGCUUGAUGAAUGGCUGAAAGUAAAUCCUAUCCAGUGCAGGAAGGAAAAGGGCGACUUCUUAUUCACAGGUCGUCACAAGGCACAACCUUCACCAUCACACAACCAUAGCUGGAAAGUUGCGCGAUCUUGCCUUGAUACUCUCAUCCAUCAACACAUGGUGCUUCGUAGCAUACCUCUGGCCAAGGAUGUUGUAUUUGAAACGUGGCUUGAGAAUAAGAUACAGAGAGUUGACGGCACCCCACAGAACAAGAGUCUCAAGCGAAAAAAUACUGUCGUUAUCUCGAGCGAUGAGGAGGACGAACCUGUCGUGCCAAAGAAGAAAGUGGCCGUCGCUGCGAAUUGCGUCAACAUCGACUUCAAAAGCUACCGCACUGAAGGUAGUCGCGUCAACAUCUACCUCGAAAGCAACUACAUCGACAAGCAAGACCAAGACGGACGGAAAGGCACCUCUGUCAAAUCGAAGAAAUCAAAGGAUGAUGAGUUUGUGGUAGAUUUUUACGAGGAGGAAUCAAGAGAGGAGAGUGAAGACAACUAUGAGGACGAGGAAGACAUCAAACAUGAGAAGAAGGCCUUUGUCUUUACCGGCGAACUCAGCAGCUUCUCUAGAGACGAAGCAAUAGACUUGGCGAAGCGGUUUGGGGGGCAUGUCGUAGGGCAACCUUCGUCAAAAACAUCGUUUGUCGUCCUGGGUGACAAUGCCGGUCCUUCGAAGCUUAAUCCAAUCAAAAAGCACCAACUCAAGACGCUUUCCGAGGACGAGUUCCUGAAUCUAAUCGCCACCUGUCAAGGACCAGGCGGACCAAGUGGUGGCGAGUUAGACGACAAGACCAAGAAGAAGAUGGCAAAAGAACAGGAAACGAUCGAGCAGGCUACGAAGGAGCUUGAGCGGAGGGAGAAACAAGCGUCAAAGGAUGCCGAUGAAUCUGGCAGCUCUAAAACCGACGUCUCAAACCAGCUGUGGACAACAAGAUACGCUCCUCAAUCAUUAAAGGAGAUCUGCGGCAACACAGGACAGGUGGAUAAACUACAGCAAUGGCUUCACGACUGCUCAGAUAGUUUGAAGUGUGGUUUCAAAAAGCCGGGGAGAGACGCUAUGAAUGUAUACCGCGCAGUAACGAUCACUGGCCCGCCUGGUAUAGGCAAGACUACUAGUGCACAUUUUUGCGCCAAGCUCGAAGGCUUCGCGCCCAUCGAGCUUAAUGCAAGUGACGCGUGCAGUAAAAAGUUAGUUGAGAGUGGUAUGAACAUCAGCAACCUGUCGUCAGAUGGAUGGAUGGGUGGAAACGAUGCGACAAACGCAGCAGGAUCGACGGCAUGUCCGCUGGUGACAGGUGGCGUGGGCGCUCUCAACGCCUUUAUCAAGACAAAAAUCCCUAUUAUCUGUAUUGCUAACGAUAGAGGCACCCAGAAGCUGAAGCCACUCAUCGCGAAUAUUUUUGGCAUGUCAUUUAGACGGUAUGUGUUGAACUCGACUUCGGCCGUAACAGGAGCUCACUACGGUAACACGCCCGAGGCUCAAGCUGUCCGAUCACGCAUAAUGACGAUCGCGUACAAGGAGAAGAUGAAAAUUCCUGCCAACGUCGUUGAUCAGCUUAUCAGUGGUUCUCAGUCAGAUAUUCGACAAGUUUUGAAUAUGUUGUCGACGUGGCGAUUAUCUAGUAGUAGCAUGGACUUUCACGAGGCAAAGAAUCUUGCAAAGAUCAACGAAAAGUACACUAUCUUGACGCCGUUCGACGUGACGUACAAAAUUCUUGGAAAAUUACUUAAAGACUCAACCUGUCAAGGUUCGGAACCUCGAAGGGCUUCCGAAGAUGUUAAGCAACUUGAGUUAAUGGAUCAAGCUGCAUCUUCUAUAUCUGAUGCCGAUCUUGUCGAUGCUCUGAUUCAUGGAAUAACACUGGUCAUUGAUGCCAUUACCUGCGGUGUGCUCGAUGGUGCGACCUGCUUCAUUCUUGUUUGGUCCAGGCGGCGGAUACGGCGGCCAAAACCCAAUGACGUUCCCUCAUGGCUAGGACAAAAUUCGAAACAGAACAAGCUUAGUCGACAACUGGGAGACGUGCAGGUCCGAAUGCGGCUCAAAGUCUCUGGGGGCAAGCACGAGAUCCGACAGUCGUACAUCCAUGCACUGUUCCCUCACAUCUUUAAGCCAUUGAUAGAUCGAGGCGCUGCCGCUGUCGACGACGUCAUUGAACGGAUGGAUGGAUAUUAUCUUUCCCGUGAAGAUUGGGACACUGUCGUUGAGCUUGGCGUGGACACGCAGAAAGACGAUGUCGUUAACAAGCUCAUCAAACCUGCGACAAAGACAUCGUUUAGGUUCACCAAUUAA